Messenger RNA from Symbiodinium necroappetens, 784 nucleotides. NCBI's taxonomy places the organism in Eukaryota, Dinophyceae, Suessiales, Symbiodiniaceae. The record is from the annotation of a GenBank genome assembly.
GCCGCCACCGCCCCAGUACACAAGCGAUGUUGGGGAGGACAAGAGCCUGGCGGAUGGCCGUCGCUCACGGCAAAAUCGACGCCAGGCGCAGGAGGACUGGAUGGAUCGGCAGCCAGGCCCCGAUACUCGCGGGACACCGAGCGCUGCAGAGCGAGAACGCUCGGGCCCCUUCUUCGGCGCUGGCAGCAUGAGCGCCACUUCCAAGGGCAGCAGAGCUGUGGCCCCGCAGCACGGGCCGAGCGGUGUGUACUCAACUGGCCACAGCCACGCCGCGUUUGGGCAUGGCACUUCAAGCCUUCUUGGAGGUGGCUCUGCCAGCGGCUGCAGUGGAGGGGUGGGCCUCUGCCUGGCUCCCGGAGCAGGAGUUGGCUCCAUGGGUGGAGGUUCAGGUUGCAGUGGAGGCUUGGCGCAUCCCGGAGGUGCGGCAGUGCGGGCUGCAGAGAAGCAUGUUUCCGCUGGAACGGGCGGUUCGGAGGAGUGGCCCUCAACUCAAGCCAGGAAUGCUCGUGCACUUCGGGAGAACGACUACGAAGACGAGAAGGCAGUGUGGGCUCAAGGUUGCGCACUGCCUCUCAUGAAAAAGGCCGGCCGAAACCAGGCUCCGCUUGGCCAGUCCCUCAUGCCUGAUUUCCGUCCCAUGGGACAGUUUUUACAGCGAGUGGUGUGUCGGCCGUCAGCAGGCGCUGAGCCAAUUCCGAACUUUGAUGGUGUCGGUGUGAUCAUGAUGUUGUCUGACCGUUUAGCCAUGCCGAUCGAGACCCGACGUCGCCUAGGUAUAUCAUGA